Messenger RNA from Strigops habroptila (Kakapo), 5340 nucleotides. RefSeq names its product carbohydrate sulfotransferase 8 (gene CHST8). Bases 3912 to 5084 code for a protein of 390 amino acids. The record is from RefSeq and is a predicted model, not a curated record. Gene Ontology annotation, biological process: carbohydrate biosynthetic process; proteoglycan biosynthetic process. The transcript is spliced from 3 exons. Gene Ontology annotation, cellular component: membrane. NCBI's taxonomy places the organism in Eukaryota, Metazoa, Chordata, Aves, Psittaciformes, Psittacidae. Gene Ontology annotation, molecular function: sulfotransferase activity.
CCUCCUCUGGACUUGCUCCAACAGCUCCAUGUCCUUUUUAUGUUGAGAACACCAGAACUGCACACAGUAUUUCAAGUGGGGUCACAUGAGAGCAGAAUACCAUCAAAGCAAAAAGAAGUACUCUUAAGUUAACAGUCCUAUUCUCCAUAAUGGCUUUAAAAAACAGGAGUCCCUGGGAACACACACCACUUACCAGGGGCAAAAUUACAUCAUUCUCACAGUCAGGCUCUUCAAGAAGUUGCAGCUUUAUAUUGCAUGCAGCCCAUGUGCCCUACAACGAAGCUUAGUGAAGGAUCCUUCUCUCAGCAGCUCAAUCCCUAACCUACUGACCAGCUUCACACAAGCUAGAAAUGCUUCUACACAUAGCAUGUUAAGGAUAUAAGGCAUCCAAGCAGCUGGGUGUGUGUAAGUGAGCAUCUGAUACAUCCAGAGGUGUGCAGCAGAAUCUGGGCCUCAAAACUACAAUGUUCAGUGGGUGAACUGCAUCUUACUACUUGAGCAAUCAUCUGCAAUGUGGUGAACUGAACACCAUGAUUACAGGUCAGAUACCUGCAUGCUAAUCUAGACAUUACUGAAGACUCACCAUAUGAGUCGGAAUUUCAAUUUUUCAAAGUAAAACUUGAUCAGUAAUAUGGGGGUUUGAGACAAUCAAUAUUCGAGUUUCAAAUUCAAAGUAAUUCAAAACAUGACAAUGUUGUUUGGCAAAUGCAGUUAUUAGCCUCUGCUUCUCACAUGUGAAAAGCUGGAAUAGUAGCAAAUAACUUACUACACUUUGCAAUGUGAAGUUAAGAAAAAAAUCACUAGAUGGUACACACUGUAGCAAAGGAUAUCAGAAUAAAAUAUUCACAGAACUUCUUCCAGAAAAGCUGCAUUACAAAUACAUUCCCCAAUAAUUUACUCUUACAAUUCAUACAUAAAUAAAAUCUUUCUUGUCAUAUAUAUGAUUAUUCUGCCACCAAAUACAAAAAGGUGCCAUAAAAGUGAAGGGUGCUAUGGAGACUGCUUGCCUGCUUUCACUUGAAGAGUGACAGGCAGAUUCUUUGGUCAAACUGCAGGAGGCUCAAGUUUUUCCUGCAUGCAACCCCACAUUCAUAGAGAAUACAGUAAAAUUUGGUUGUGUUAUGUUAACCGUUGCAACAAUUAGUGUUAAACAGACAUGAAAAUACAAACUCUAUGUUUGAGAAAUACAUGACUUCACAGGUCUCUGUAAAACACAAUGAUGCAUGUCCUGUCACUAAGUAUUUUAGUUUGACAAGUGCCCAGGACCAGGAGUGUAUCAUUUAACCAAAGCAUUCACUGUAAGUUUACUCAGCUGUGGGAAAUGACACUACAUACUUGUGGCUUCAUCAGGGACUUGAAGAGGUUAGAUUAUAUAGGUUCUCUCUAUAGGUUUGCUUCUUCCUUGAUGCACAAUUGAAGACGUACUACAGCUUUGUUAAGCCUUCUUUACUUCGCAUCAUUAAUUUUGUCUGUGUUAAAAUGAGGUUCUGUGUAUGUAGCUUAGAUGGGGACUUUAAAGGGAGUUUUCCCUAAUCAAAUAAACUCUAAGUUCUAGGUAUAAAAAAGACAUACACAUAGCAUAUAAUUAAAAGAGGUACACACAUAUAAAUUCUAUUAAUUAGGCCACAAUUUCAAAAUAAAAGCAUUUUUUUCAAGGGGUUGAUAUAUUUUAAAAGAAUUCCAAAUAUGUACACUACAUAUAUUUUACAUAUGCAGGAACAAAUAAUUUACAAAGGUAGCAAUCUUAAAAAUGAAUUUCUUCAACGAGUAAUUUCAUUCAAAUAUGUAGACAAUCAGACACCAGAGUAAGUUAGGAUCAGAAAUGGGCAGUUCUUUUAUACUGUACAAGCUAAGAGUUUCUUUUAAAUGAUUUAAAAAAAAAAAAAAAAGGGGGAAAAAAAAAAGAUCUGAUAUGACCAGUACUUUAAGGAAAAUCCUUUCCAAACUAAAAAUUUUUUCAUGCUGAUCAGAAUUCUGAGUGCUAGUCUGUUACUCUUUCUGCAAUUAAGUAUAUGUUCCUAUCUCUGAGUAAAGACCUAACACGAGUGCAUGCAGGCAGGACACUUGACACAGAUGUGCAUGCAAUGACAGCAACAGCCCUCCCAGAGUAUAUUUCACAAAUAGUUAGGAUGAAGCAAAGAAGUAUACACUGCUCACAGAAGCCCAUUAAGGGAUGGAGUCACAGACGCAGACUCAAAGUUAUCAUUUUUAUUAAAAAAUAUUUCAGCUGUUGUGUAGUCUCAGAACAGAGGAAAACACCAGAGACAAACCAAAAUUAGGUCUUCAAGAGAGAUAGAGGAGAAGGCAGAGAGACAAAGCUAUGUAAUAUUACACAGGGAAGAUGAAGGCCAUUUUAUUGUGUUGCUAGUAGCAUUUUAAAAGAAAGAAAAAAAAAGCUCACAAUGGGUUUGACUAUAUGGUAGGACGGGCUGAAGCAUAAGGCUCGUAUUUCAUGAAAGAGAACAAAACCAGACAUAAAACAUAGGCCAAGCUCAGGUCUGGAAAGUAAUGGUUGCACAAGGGGAAGAGAAAAGAACAUCAUGAAAACUGACAUAAAUGAUGUACAAUUGAUGGAAUGAUUCUGUCUCCCAGCUACUCUCUCUCUGAGCACUAGUGAGAUGUUGGUCGUUGUGUCUGGCAGCAGACAUUUAAUGAUCACUAAUUCACCUGAGUGCAGACGACACCAGUGGUUUAUUUCUGGCAAAAAAUAUACAACCAUUUAGGCAACAACAUCUGAGAGCUGGUAAGUAACAUGUAUAUUGAAGAUGUAGCAUAACAUUAAAUUUAGAUUUGUAUUAGUAUAGUAGAUCUGUACAAUAUGACUUCCCUGAGUUCACUGCACUUAAGAGGUUUUUUUCCUUGUAGCUUUAAAUCUGAAGUGACAGACUGUAUCAUGAGAAAGAUAGCAAAAACAAGCCAACUUUAGAAGUCAAACUCAGAAAACACAGAAGAGACUGGCAAGUGCUUCACCAAACAUUUACGUUAAACAUGAAUUGUUGUCUGAUUACAUGUUAAAGCCAGUAAAUGAAGAAAUAUUUCUUUAAACAGUUACUCAUCUUCUACUAGCAUUUGUGUUUAACUUUCAAAGUACAGCAUAUCAGUGUAAAGUAUAAAUCUCUCAAGUUACCUUUAUGAAACACUACUACUAAAAGGUAACUAGUUGUAAUUAACCACUGCUAGAUGAGCCGUAACAGCAUAGAAAUAACCACAGCAAUUUUACUUAUAAACACAAGUUUAUAGACUGGAUUUAAAAAAAAAAAACAAAACCUAAAAAAACCCAAAACCAAAACAUGAUUGAUCAUGUGAGUUGGCUUGCAUGAACUAUGCAUGCACUGUGUUCUGAGACCUUUCAUAGUUCCGUGAAAAUUAAUCUGAAGGGACUGAGCUAGCCCAGUGGUGCUUUCACUUAACAAUGCUCUGCAAUACGUUUACCUGCAAUUGUCCUUGUCAAAAAGGCUGUGGAUUCGUCAUGUUGACUGAUUAAACUGAAGUCUUCAAGCAACUGAAUUUCUCAAGCAAGAGUGGCAGUGACGAUAGCAGUUGAAAAGCCUCAAAAUAAUUUCAUAAUUAAGAAGUGUUUUCCAUCAUACAUUCUGUAUUAACAUACUUAGCAGAGGUUAGGAACAGUAAAUAUAUCCUACACAUCUGCUAAAGCUGCCUUCUAGGAUUUUCACAUCUUUCUUAUUAUAUUUUCAGGUAGACAUAACUAGAAACCAGAAGAUUGGGCAAAACACAAUUCUGUAUUGUCUCUCCAGAACUCCACAAACAUUACCUCACUUAUACAUAACUCCACUGUAUGUUGCUGUGCUUUUACAGAAAAGGAUAGUACUUAAGUUAUUACUAAGAUUAAGUACCAUACUAUCCAAAGCUGCAGGGGGAGAAACCACACAAGCUUUGGGAUAAAAUAUAACAUGGGAUUCCAGCCACCACGAAAAGACUGUAUUUCUAGCAACAACCAGGAUAGAAGUUUAAGAAAAAUUACCGUAGACAGUGUAGCAACAAUAAAGCAGAGCGAUUCAUUACACCUAUCUGAAAACAUGCCCACUAAGCUUCAAAGCACAGACAGAAGGCAAAGCAGCAUAAUGUUUGCUAUGAAAGAUCAACAGAACAGUGAAGAAAAUAAUUCCAUCAGGCUCCAUAAACGAAGGAGGAGAUUUAUAAUUAAAAAGAGCCCAAUUCUGAUUUCCAUAAACAGCUCCAUUCUCAACUUGCCCACUCUUAAAUCUGAGGAUAGAAACAACAACAAAUGGAAAAAUCUCUAUCAGAUCCAAAGAGAAAGAAAGCGGAUUAUGAGAGAAACUUGUUCUAAGUACAAAAGUAAUAAUAGAAGAAUAAUCACUCCUUACCAUGUUUCUAGAAUAUUUGUAGAAGAUAAAUAUAGAGUUCUAUACUGUGAAGUUCCAAAAGCAGGCUGCUCCAACUGGAAACGGGUGCUCAUGGUUCUCAAUGGGCUAGCUUCUUCCACAAAAGAUAUACAGCACAACACAGUGCACUACGGAAACUAUUUAAAAAGACUGGAUGGGUUUGAUCACAAAGGAAUUUAUCAUCGGCUCAACACUUACACAAAGAUGCUUUUUAUUCGUGAGCCUUUUGAAAAGCUGGUAUCUGCAUUUCGGGACAAGUUCGAACACCCAAACAACUACUACCAUCCGGUUUUUGGAAAAGCUAUCAUUUCCAGAUACCGUGUCAACGCCACCAAAGAAGCAUUACGGACAGGUGCUGGAGUCACAUUUAAAGAGUUCAUUCAAUAUCUCCUGGAUGUACAUAGGCCAGUGGGUAUGGAUAUCCACUGGGACCAUGUCAACAGGCUUUGCAGCCCAUGUUUAAUAGACUACGACUUUGUUGGGAAGUUUGAAAGUAUGGAAGAAGAUGCAAACUUCUUCUUGCACUUAAUUGGUGCACCACAAAAUUUAACUUUCCCCAAGUUUAAAGAUAGGCACUCCAAUGAAGAAAGAACUACCACUAAAAUUACAAAACAGUAUUUUGCACAGCUUUCUCCUUCUCAACGUCAACAAAGCUACGACUUUUACUAUAUGGAUUACUUGAUGUUUAACUACUCAAAACCUUUUGAAGAUUUAUAUUGAUUUGAGAGCUGGGACAUUUCCACAGUCAUAUCAGUUGAAUUGCAUAACAAAUCCAGGUGGCUUCUGUUUCUAUAUACUUGUCUGUUAGUAAACAAUCGGUUGAAGAGCAAGAAAAACCCAAUGGCUAGUGAUGUUUACACCUUCACCUUAAUUGCCUCCUUUUUCAAAUCAUAUUUUUUCGAUGAUUUCUCCAUAUGAAAUGUAUGUACAUAUAUGUAUAAUGUGUCAGGGUUCCCAAAUAAAGCACAUAAUUUUC